Molecule: messenger RNA, 1038 nt
Organism: Metarhizium brunneum ARSEF 3297
Lineage: Eukaryota; Fungi; Ascomycota; Sordariomycetes; Hypocreales; Clavicipitaceae
Product: Fucose-specific lectin
Source: RefSeq, a predicted model, not a curated record
AUGUCUUAUACCAUCCUCCAUGACACCGGCUUAGCUGCCGUUGCCGAUCGCGACAAAGUCACCAUCUACGUCCAACUUUCCAAUGGCUCGUUGGGCGAGGCAACUUCCUCUCCCAACGGAAACUGGAACGUAUCCCCGAUCCAGAUCCCGAACGCACCGGCUCCAAAGCUCUACACGCCGCUAGUAGUUCUCAUUGGCAAGAACCAACAGAGACACCUCUUCUACAUCGAAGGCAACAACUACCUCAGCGAGGCCGUCUACAAGGACAAAGACAGCGGGUGGUCUAUCGGCACCCUAAGGACCCUGGGAAUCAUCCCGGCCCAAUACUCCAAGAUUGCUGCCGCAAAGCCCUUCGAGGGCAAUGACCAGAUCUGCGUCUUCUACCAGGUUCCGAACAUGAGCGGCGCUAUCCGCCAGGUCACAUGGAACGGAACCUGGUGGACACAGGACACUCGCGACCUGGGCGACGAUGUCCUCACGGGCACUGGCCUCGCCGCUGUCGGCGCCGAACUAGGGACCAACAUCUCCAAUACCAAAACCGAGAACCCGCCCGUGGUUUUCUUCCAGCAGAGCAACUUGGAUCUGGCGUGGCUGCAGGAUACCUCAACUCGUAAAAUCAACGACGUGGACCCGACAGCCUCGCCGCAUACCCCUCUGGCUGCUACCGGCCCGCGAAAUGAGAACCUAGACAUUGGUUCGGAUCUGUUCUACACCUCUGACCAAAAUGUAAUUCAGUCCCUUGCUGUUGACGAGCUUGGUAAGAAAUAUGGCAUUGAUGAAGUCACUGCCACCACUCCCAAGGGGAAUCUUGCUGCCGUUGUGGCCAAGAAACGCGUCGGAACUAGGAACGUUGACCAGGUUAUUGUCAUCUAUCAGGGCCCUGGGACUGAACCACAGAGUCAGUCUGUUCCUGAUGGUUCCACUAAACGCGAUACUGGGGCUUGUCUUUAUCAGACUAGUUAUAUUGUGACGAAGGCGGAUGAGGGGGGAAAGCUGGCGAGGUCCGAGUUUGAGCAUGCGCUGUUGAGGUUUGAGUAG